UCUAUAUCCACCACUCCUCCCUCCUCCCUUCACACACUCACACACCAGCACAAUGGGGCGUGUGAUCAGAGCUCAGCGUAAGGGAGCUGGCUCCGUCUUCAAAUCCCACACGCACCACCGCAAGGGCCCGGCGCGCUUCCGCUCCCUCGACUUCGGCGAGCGCAACGGCUACCUCAAGGGCGUCGUCACCGAAAUCAUCCACGAUCCCGGCCGCGGCGCGCCCCUCGCUCGCGUGACCUUCCGCCACCCCUUCCGAUUCCAGCACCAGAAGGAGCUCUUCGUCGCCGCCGAGGGCAUGUACACCGGUCAGUUCGUGUACUGCGGGAAGAAGGCGAAUCUCGUCGUCGGAAACGUGUUGCCGCUCAGAUCCAUUCCCGAGGGAGCUGUCGUCUGCAACGUGGAGCAUCACGUUGGAGAUCGCGGCGUUUUCGCUAGGGCUUCUGGAGAUUAUGCGAUUGUCAUCUCUCACAACCUCGAUAACGGAACCACAAGGGUGAAGCUCCCUUCCGGAGCAAAGAAGAUUGUGCCAAGUGGCUGCCGUGCCAUGGUUGGGCAGGUUGCCGGAGGUGGGAGAACUGAGAAGCCGAUGUUGAAGGCUGGAAAUGCCUAUCACAAGUUCAGAGUGAAGAGGAACUCAUGGCCCAAGGUUCGUGGUGUUGCUAUGAAUCCCGUGGAGCAUCCUCAUGGUGGUGGUAACCAUCAACAUAUUGGUCAUGCCAGUACCGUUCGUCGUGAUGCACCACCUGGCCAAAAGGUUGGUCUUAUUGCUGCCAGAAGAACUGGUCGUCUCAGAGGACAAGCAGCUGCUACAGCUGCUAAGGCUGAUAAGGCUUAAGUAUUCUAAUCUUGUUUUCUUUUUUAUCUAUAUCGAAUUUGAAUUGGAAUUUGGUUGUUGAAAUGCAACGUUUUGUUUAUGGCAUACUAAAUUUGUUUGGAUUAUUGAUUCUAUUUUUCUAAUAAUUGCUCCUUUAUUUUGUUUGAUUUCA
Molecule: messenger RNA, 986 nt
Organism: Salvia hispanica
Lineage: Eukaryota; Viridiplantae; Streptophyta; Magnoliopsida; Lamiales; Lamiaceae
Product: large ribosomal subunit protein uL2-like
Biological process (GO): cytoplasmic translation
Cellular component (GO): cytosolic large ribosomal subunit; ribosome
Molecular function (GO): RNA binding; structural constituent of ribosome
Source: RefSeq, a predicted model, not a curated record